AUGUUUGGUGUUAACUCCAUAGUACUUUCAGUACUAAUCUUCAUUAUCACCAUAUAUUACAUUUGCACAAGUGAUUGGUUCAACUGGAUCUCUUCACAAUAUUAUUUAACUAGAGCACAAGGAACUUUAUUAUUCACAGGGAUUGCCGCUCAACAAAGUUUAAGAGCUUGGGUAUUAUGGGAUAAAUGUAAUAAUUAUAAUGAUAGAUCUGAACUUUAUGGUUAUAUAACAGAAGUAUCAACUAUGAUUUUCCAAUGGUCUAUUGUUUGGGUUUUGUUAAAUUGGUUUGCUGGAAUGCCCAAAAUUGUGGAGUUUGAUGGUGGAUAUUUAUCAUUGGCUGGUACACCAAUUUUAACAUUGAAUAAGAGCUAA
Hansenula ciferrii is the source of this 372-nucleotide messenger RNA. RefSeq lists its product as uncharacterized. The coding region runs from base 1 to 372 and encodes 123 amino acids. The record is from RefSeq and is a predicted model, not a curated record. Lineage: Eukaryota; Fungi; Ascomycota; Saccharomycetes; Phaffomycetales; Wickerhamomycetaceae. The transcript has a single exon.